Molecule: messenger RNA, 3464 nt
Organism: Bicyclus anynana (squinting bush brown)
Lineage: Eukaryota; Metazoa; Arthropoda; Insecta; Lepidoptera; Nymphalidae
Gene: Oamb
Product: octopamine receptor Oamb
Exons: 9
Coding region: 1-1536 (511 amino acids)
Biological process (GO): adenylate cyclase-activating adrenergic receptor signaling pathway
Cellular component (GO): membrane
Molecular function (GO): adrenergic receptor activity
Source: RefSeq, a predicted model, not a curated record
AUGCGCUCGCUGAACGUCACAGCGUGCGCGGCGUUGCUGGAAGACGUGCGCUGGGACGAGCCGACCAGCGUCGCGAGCCUCGCCGUGCUCGCGCUCAUCGACGUGCUGGUGAUCGCAGGAAACUGCCUGGUGAUCGCGGCGGUGCUGUGCUCGUCCAAGCUGCGCAGCGUUACCAACCUGUUCAUCGUGUCGCUGGCAGUGGCGGACCUGCUGGUGGGCGUGGCGGUGCUUCCCUUCUCCGCCACGAGGGAGGUUUUCAAGAUAUGGAUAUUCGGCGACGUGUGGUGCGCAGUGUGGCUGGCAGUCGACGUGUGGAUGUGCACGGCGUCCAUCCUCAACCUGUGCGCCAUCUCGCUGGACCGCUACGUGGCCGUCACGCGCCCCGUCAGCUACCCCAGCAUCAUGAGCAAGAAGCGUGCCAAGGCGCUCAUCGCCGGCCUGUGGGUGCUCUCCUUCGUCAUCUGCUUCCCGCCCUUGGUCGGGUGGAAGGACAAGACGCCCGAAGACUCAGAGCUCAAAGAAGGCCGAUUGAACCCUCCUUGCCCGUGGACUUGCGAGUUGACCAACGACGCUGGCUACGUGGUGUACUCCGCGCUGGGCUCCUUCUACAUCCCCAUGUUCGUGAUGCUCUUCUUCUACUGGAGGAUAUACAAGGCCGCUGUCAGAACUACUAAGGCCAUCAACCAGGGGUUCCGGACCACGAAGGGCGGAGGUCGAGGCCUCGGUAGCCGGUUCGACGACAACCGUCUCACGCUGCGGAUUCACCGAGGCCGUGGCUCCGGGGGCAGGCCUCACGGCUCCCCGCUGUCCAACGCGUCCAACCAUUCCACCAGCACCUCGCUCAGCGCUUCUCCUGAGAGAUUGAGAAGACACUCCAGCGCAAGACGAGCUCACGAAAAAGUCAAGAUCUCUGUCUCCUACCCAUCAUCAGAGCAGAUUUGUCCAGCGCACGAGAACUCCAGGUCUCCCAGCCGCUCUCCGAGUCCCUCCCUCUACGCUGUUCACUACGAGAGAGAUGGGAGGGAGCUGACGGAGAGUCGGUUGAGGGUCAGGCCCUCCCACCACCUGGCUCCCGGACCUUUGUAUGAUGAAUAUGAUGACAACAAGCCAAGGACACGGCGUAUGGGGAAGAGGAAUAUUAAAGCGCAGGUGAAGCGGUUCCGCAUGGAGACGAAAGCGGCGAAGACCCUGGGCAUCAUCGUGGGAGGCUUCGUGUUCUGCUGGCUGCCCUUCUUCAGCGUGUACGUGGUGCGAGCCUUCUGCGGCGACUGCGUGGAGCCCAUCAUCUUCUCUGUGCUCUUCUGGCUGGGUUAUUGCAACUCCGCCAUCAAUCCCUUGAUAUACGCGCUCUUCUCUAAGGAUUUUAGGUUCGCGUUCAAGCGCAUAAUCUGCAAGUGCUUCUGUGCGGGCGGUGGGGUGCGAAGGGAGUCGGGCGCGGAGGAGCCGCCGCGCCGCCGUCCCGCUCACUCGCACUCGCACUCCCACUCGUUAGACGAGCACGACACGUCCACUAACACCACCAGCACUGACAGGUGACGACCAGUUAUGCGGCGGCAAAAUGCUCAAUUCAAAGCAACCGUCGCUUGCGUGUAGCAACCAUAAUUUAAUGUUAUAAAAAACGGACUAUUUUCAAAAUAUACCUAAUAUUUCUGUGUGUGUAUAAAUAUUAUUAUAAAUUACUGUGUAUAAUAACUUGUAAAUAAAAAAAUCCAUGCAAGUAUUGUAUGCGUGAAGUGAAACUUCCUUAGCUUUCGUAAGUUUUAUUGAAUAAAAAGAGGCGCUACUUUAUUAAGAAAAAUUGAUAAUUGGUUUAUUUGAUAAUUAUCCGUAUUACAUCAGUGAACCCAAACGAAGUCACCCAUACUUCGUAAGCUACAGUAACCGUGCAUUUUAUUCCGAAACCGAAGCAAUUUCAAGUGUCAUGUUUUACUAUACAUUUUACAAUAUAAUGAAUAUCUCCUUAGGAUAGUCCGGUUGUGUUGCAAGAUGGUGCCGUCAUUGGAGAAAAUUGAAAUAAAUAAUAUAACUUUACUGAAAUAAAUGUUUGCUAAAGAUCAGACCAACACAAGCUCAUGGGAUUCACUUUCAAGGUUCAAUGUUCCAGCAUUAAAAAAAAAAAGAAAAAAAGGCAACUUAACUAUUUCUAUACCUGCUAUUGCUAACCAAAAUUACUAAAAACGCCUUUCACCUAUCUGCUUACGAAAUGCAAAGUUCAUACGAGUAUCUUAAACUAGCCAUUUUUUUCAUUAAGACAAUACCAUAAUAUUUUUAACCGAUUAAAAAAAGAGAAGGUUCUCAAUUAGAGUCUAUGUUAUAUUUUGAACAUGAAUAGCGAAUUUUUGAUUAAUUUUGCUAUUUUUUGGGAAAAACCAACGAAUCCAAUCAACAACGUCACUGAGAUCCAUAUCAUAUUGAGGACUUUCUGUCGCAUAGCUUUCAACUUGGAUUGAUCGAUUAUUCGCAAAGAAUAGCAAAAUAAAUAAAUUAUUCCCUUUUAUUUUAAAAGUGCAAUUCUAGUCAACUUUAUCCAGUAGUAAUUAAGUACCUAUCUACUAUUUAUUUCUUAAGUUUGUCAUUUAAAAUUUAUAGUUACCUAUUAAAUAAAAAAAAUCUAUUGCUAAAUCUUAUAUUUAACUUCCUUGGCAUAUUUUUAACCUGUUGCUUUGCACAAGCAAUUAUUUAUUAUUAUCUUAAUAUUGCAGAUAUUUUUGAAUUAAACCAUCUAUGUGUGAAGUCAUUCGCCGAAAUGCGUUACUGCUGCAGGCACAUACUUUAAAAACAACGUAAUUUUAACUUACAGUGCGGUUUUACUGUCUACCUUCUUAAUAAUUAAUUAUUAUUAUUAUUCAUACAUCUUUAACUAUCGUAGAUAGAGAAAUCAAUAGACAAAUGAAUAGCGGGCCAUUUUAAGUCAAAAAAUAUUUUUGAUUUUGCAUCAAAGUAAACUAAAAUUGUUAUUUUACUAUAUUGGAAAAAAUGAACCAAUUUUUCAAGAAUAUAACUUAGUUUUUUAUUUAGCUUCUGAGGUUACUAGAUAAUUUAUUUUAACAACUGUAAUUUUGUAUUGACAAUACUUUUACCUGUUUUUUUUUUCUUUGUAAUAUCACCUUGUCUCGUUUUUGAGUCCACAGCUUUUCUCUUGUUUGAGAUAACGCGUUAAAUUUUAUCCAUCUAUUUAUUUCUCUGUCUACAAUAAUAUGAACAGUGUACACUGUUUCUAUUUUUGCGGCACCAACGCAGUCCCAAUUUUUAUAAUAUGCUCUAACAGCGCCAUCUGUUUCAAAAUAUUUGUACUAGCAGAUAAGGCGCCAUUUUUUCUGAAUGUUCCUGAAACUAAAUUACUUAAUUAAAAUAUUAUAUUGGUGUGUUCGAUGUUUUAAUAAAUAAAUUAUCGUGUCCGUCAGUGCGCCAGUGGUACUAUGUACAAACUGAUGCCGAUAUUAAUCUUGUACAAAUAUAUGAGA